CAUCUCAUCUCUAGUAGAGAACAUUGUAUACUGCGAAAAACGACCAAAUAAUUUUGAAAAACAUAUGUCUCAGUAAAUGAGAGCAAGCAGUCAUUUGCUCAAGAACUUGAAUCUCUCCGCAACGUAAAUAAAUAUUCAUGUUGAAAUGACACAAUACAAAUGUGUUUCCUACAUACUUCUGUGGAAUAUCAUAACAGCCGUUGCGCUGGUGGAUCGUCAAUUGCACACGUAUUCAGAAGAUGCAAGGAAUUAUGGCCAAGAUAAAACCGAGAGCCUCACUGGCUCAUUUCCAUUCCUCAUGCCAUCGGUUUCUCCAAAAACUCCGGAUCUGUAUUUAUGCACCCCUAUCAAAGUCGACCCAACAACGUCAUACUAUAUUGUUGGUUACAAGCCAAACGCAACUAUGAACACGGCACAUCAUAUGCUGCUUUAUGGAUGCGGAGAACCGGGAAGCACAAGACUUACUUGGAACUGUGGAGAAAUGUCAAAGUCAACUGAGGAAGAAACUGGAAGUCCCUGUGGACCUCAGUCACACUCGCAAAUAUUAUAUGCCUGGGCAAGAGAUGCGCCCAGACUGGAUCUACCGCCCGGUGUCGGAUUUAAAGUGGGAAAGAAUUCGCAAACAAAAUAUUUGGUCCUGCAGGUGCAUUACGCUCACGUUGAUCAAUUCAAAGAUGGUUCCACUGAUGAUUCGGGCAUCUUUCUACAGUAUACGGAAAAGCCUCUCACGAAAUUGGCUGGUACCUUGCUGUUAGGUACCGACGGCGUUAUUCCUCCCAUGAAGACGGAGCACAUGGAGGCCGCCUGUGAGAUAACAGAGAAUAAAACAAUUCAUCCCUUCGCAUAUCGCACGCAUACCCAUGGUUUGGGUAAGGUUGUUGCUGGAUAUAGGGUUCGGUCAAAUGCACGGGGCGUUCAGGAGUGGACGCUGCUUGGAAAGAGGGAUCCGUUGACACCGCAAAUGUUUUAUAAUGUCGAGGAUAGUUCGCCAAUCGUAACGGGUGACUUUGUCGCCGCCCGAUGUACUAUGAAAAGCACACGGCACCGUAAUACAGAAAUUGGCCCGACAAAUGAAGACGAAAUGUGCAAUUUUUACCUUAUGUACUACGUUGACCAUGGCGAACCUCUCGAUAUGAAAUAUUGCUUUAGCCAAGGUCCCCCUUAUUACUACUGGGCCAAUCCAGAUACCGGACUACAUAACAUUCCUGAUAAAGAUGCCAGCAUCUUGUAAAUUAAUAGCACUCGCUCUCUAUCUCUAUCCAGUAUAUCAUAAACUACAAAGUGUACAUUUAAUUUUCUGGAUUAGUUUUAAUGUUAUCUGUCGAUUUAUGUUUUGUACAUUUAGAUGUUGAACGUCAUAUUGUUAAACACUAAAUCAACUUAUAUUUAAUUUUAGCAUUAUAACAAUAUUGAAUGUACGACAUAAAAUAUACACGUGUACCUAUAUGAUGA
Messenger RNA from Drosophila arizonae, 1452 nucleotides. It is a transcript of the gene Phm, whose product is annotated as Peptidylglycine-alpha-hydroxylating monooxygenase. Gene Ontology annotation, cellular component: membrane; extracellular region. Gene Ontology annotation, molecular function: copper ion binding; oxidoreductase activity, acting on paired donors, with incorporation or reduction of molecular oxygen, reduced ascorbate as one donor, and incorporation of one atom of oxygen. The record is from RefSeq and is a predicted model, not a curated record. Gene Ontology annotation, biological process: peptide metabolic process. NCBI's taxonomy places the organism in Eukaryota, Metazoa, Arthropoda, Insecta, Diptera, Drosophilidae.